Molecule: messenger RNA, 5505 nt
Organism: Cuculus canorus (common cuckoo)
Lineage: Eukaryota; Metazoa; Chordata; Aves; Cuculiformes; Cuculidae
Gene: SLC60A2
Product: major facilitator superfamily domain containing 4B
Exons: 4
Coding region: 283-1809 (508 amino acids)
Source: RefSeq, a predicted model, not a curated record
CCUGUUGCCAGGAUAUUAAGGUGGCUGUUAACAGAUUUACACGUUAUCUUGCGUGGUUGCUUGUUGGUGCUUCCCCCCCACACACACACUAAUGCCCAUCUGUCUGUCCCCUGGGGUCCCCUGAGUUGCAGCUUCACCUGCAGGAGCAUCGCUGCAACCUGGGCCGUGGCUGCAGAGUCCGGGCUGUGUUCUUCUGAGUGACUUAAGGAACACAACGAGGAGGAAAAAUAUCCAACUCGGCCUUGUCUCGAGUUGCUUGUCAGGCUUUAAAAUAAGAAGGGCAUGAGCAUCGCCGUGCUGGGCCCCACCUUCCCCAGCCUGGCCGCCAACGUGCGCAGGAACGUCACCGACAUCGCCUACGUCUUCGUGGGCCGCUCGCUCGGCUACCUGGGCGGCUCCGUGCUCGGCGGCGCCCUCUGCGACUGCACCGACGCGCUGCUGCUGCUCGCAUUAUCCAUGUUUGGAACAACAGUUGGUCUUUAUGGGAUACCCUGGUGUAAGAAAUCCCUGCUGUUAACUGUCUUAAUGUCAGUCAUUGGAGCUUCCAUGGGAAUUCUAGACACAGGUGGCAAUGUACUGGCACUGAAUACCUGGGGAUCAGAGGCUGGGCCACAUAUGCAGGCCUUGCACUUCAGUUUUGCUGCUGGUGCGUUUGUGGCUCCAAUCCUGGCUAAAAUGGCCUUGGGAGGCUCAGAAUCUAAAGACCUUCCAGCAGGUGGAAAGACAAAUGAGUCUGUCCCAAGGUCUGUGCCGACAGCACCAUCUGCAUCAGCUGUGUCAGUGUUGAAACACCACUUCGGUGCAGACUUUUUGUGGUCCUACGUUGUCAUAGGGACCUAUCUUCUGUUUGUUUCUUUUUUAUUUUUUAUUUUGUAUUCAAAGGGCAACUCGGCUCGAGACAAAUCAAAGGCCGCUUCGCAGAAAGGCACAUUUGCCAAAUACCACUAUGCCCUUAUUUUUCUUCUGUUCAUGUUCUUCUUCUGGUACGUGGGAGCGGAGGUCACUUAUGGCUCUUACAUAUUUACUUAUGCAAAGGUCUUUGCUGAGAUGAAAGACAGUGAAGCAGCUGCUUUGAAUUCUGUCUUCUGGGGUGCGUUCGCCGCUUGCCGAGGCUUGGCAAUAUUCUGUGCUGCUUGCUUGUACCCCGGCACCAUGAUCCUCCUCAGUCUCGUAGGCUCAGCUGUCUCCUCUUCGUGCUUGGUCUUCUUUGCGAGUUACCCGGCUUCCCUGUGGGUUGGAACCGCCGUGUAUGGAGCGUCAAUGGCUACCAUCUUCCCCAGUGGCAUCUCCUGGAUAGAACAGUACACGGUUGUUCAAGGAAAAUCGGCUUCUCUGUUUGUGAUUGGAGCUGCACUGGGUGAGAUGUGCAUUCCUGCUGCAGUGGGAUAUCUCCAAGGAAGGUUCCACCACGUCCCUGUGGUUAUGUACACUGCCUUGGUGACGUCCGCAGUGACCGUCCUGCUCUUCCCUCUGAUGUACAAAUUGGCCAACUGUCCUGGUGAGAGUGAUUUGAAAGAUCGGAGCGAGAGCGAGGACCAGACAGCUUUGUUGUCAAACCCAGGGCAUAAUGGGGAUGAAGAGGAUGAGGAGGAUGCAGGAGAGUGGAACGAAGCAGACUUUGAGGUAAUAGAAAUGAAUGACACACUGAGGAACUCUGUGAUAGAGACCUCCCGUAAAAUACCAGGGGACUCUCCGGCCGAAGUCCCUCUCCAGCCCCAUCUGGACAAUGUUCUGCACGAUUCUCCAAUGGUUGCUGGUGGCUCCCCUGGGAGGAAAACUGUGAGUGUUGAGCGGGAGAAGAACGAUUAAAGUGAAAGCUGACUUUUUUUUUUUUUUUAAGGAAAAGCAAUUGAAUCGUAAUUUUUCUUGCAAAGUGGUUCCAGAAUCCUUUUAUAGCAGCGCACAGCUCGGUGUGUUCAUUUCUGCAUUUGUCUGGCCCUUUCUCCUCUUUCAUUUUCAGCCUGCAGCGGCGCAUUGCAGAGCCAGAGCGUCCACCAAUGACUGGGGUAACCUGAUAAGAUGUAUGGGCUGUACCAAAAAUGUUAAAAUGAGACGUUUUCUAAAUGUGAGAUGCACAUUGAAGUAAUGUUUGCUGUGAUAAGAACUAACUAGGAAAGAGAGGACUGCUCAGGCUCAGGUGUUUAGGGGGUGGGUGGCACCAAACUUUCUUUUAGCUUGUGGAAGAGGAAUCUUUCUACUGCACUGACAGUUUGUAUGACAUAAACCAGGAAAUCAAGUCCAAUUGCAGGUGAUGCCCAGAGGCUGCAAAUAGGAGAACUUCCUGCCAAACCGUAUAAUUUGCUGUUUCUGUCACCAAGACAAAAAAAAAUCCUCCUAAAAAUUAAUUUUUAUGAGUGGAACCGUGGCUCUGGGUCAUUUAAAAGUGGUUUAUGGGAAGAGGGGGUACAAAAUGGGUCGUAUUAAUCUGCUCUUAUGUGUAUCUCUGAUUUACCAGUUAAAGAGUGGUUACAAAUCUAUCUAAAGUACUAGUGAUUGCACUUGUGAUUUUAGUUACUGCACUACCUUUGAAAUCAAGACAUGCUUGAAGGAGAUGAAACUAUACAGAUUACUUAAUAUAUGGUAUUGCCAUAGGGCUGUGAUGUUUUUGAGCCAGUUGGUUAAAUUAAGGUUAUACCAAUUUUUCUGGCUUCCUGUGGGCAAGACUUUAACACAGUGAUGUGUUAAGAUGAAAAAUCUGAAAACGAGAGGGAAUUAUUGCCAAGACAAUCUGAUCAGGUUGCACUGUGCAAUCGCUCGCCCUGACGACUCGCAGGCAGGGGUUGCAGCUGUAGGUUUGUGGCUGCUGAGUGGCAAGCCGAGGGCAGGGCCGAUCGUUCCCAGCGCUCCCAGCAAGAGAAAAAAACCAGCUGCUAAUGACACAAUCAGGCUCUGAAACCACAGUCUUGCAAUUUGUCUACUUGAAACUCCUGAUUGUAGGUUAAGUAUUUUUUUUAAGGCUGCGUGAUCAGAAUGUGGUCAUGUUUGGUGAUUUUCCACUUUGCACUUUUAUUACUAUUUUUCCGGUUUAGGAGUUUAAUUUAAUAACAGAAGAGCUUUAGGUGUAACAUAGCACAGAGUUGUGGCUGUUCAGUGUGUUUCCAGGUCUGGGUUUGUUCCCUCUCCUGUCCCCCAGUUGUGUACCCUAGAAUCUCAUGGCUUUUUCUUUUCUUCUGAGAAGUCGGUAAGGUCUUGUAGAGAAAACAUAUAAUUUUUUUGCAUCUUGCCAUGCCAAAGGGCCUCCCUCUCACUCUGCUGUUGUCGCCUUAAUGCUGUUGUGGUUUUUCCGGAUGAUACCUUUUUUUCCCCCCUGGUGUUUACAUGCAUUUCUGUGGCUCCUUUCCCAAUGCAAUGCAUGAACCUGCACUUUAAAUUACAGACUUCUUUCACUCACUGCACAACGGUCCUCUUCUUUGUAUAAGGUACUGAAGAGUGCUCUUAAACGUUCUGUUCUUGGUGGCAGUGACAGCGCUUGUUCAGCUGCGUGGCCGGAUGUGUUCAGCUCUGUUUCACACGUAACAAAUGAAGGGGUGUGGCAGGGGCAGUGACUCAUGGGAGCGCAGACUAAGCCUCCAUUCCGUCAACUUUCCUUUCCCCUCCUGCGCUCUACUGUAACCAUUUUGUGUGUGUAGGGAGCAGGGGUGUUAACUGAUAGAAAGGACAAAUCCUGUUGGUGGAUGGGGGGUGCGAUGGUGACACCUGCUUCUGCUCCGCCUUGCAGGAGUUCCCAACAGCCCUGGGGAGCUCACGGGUUUCCUCUGGGGUUGCUGCAGGACAGACAACAAAAGAUACAGAAAUGGUUCCAUGGUGGCUUCCCGCAGACCUGCCAUCCACAGGCCUCACCUGAAUAGGCAGCAAGGUGAAGUUUCCCCAGACCUCAAAUCAUGUUGCCAGGGGAAAAUUUGUUCAAGAAACACACCUGGGAAGCAGGAAGAUUUAAAAUAACAUCCAAUUCAUACACCAACUUUUGGAAUUAAAUUCCAAUUUGGAACGUCCCACACCUAAGCUUGUUCUCAGGGAUAUUUUACACAUCUUGCAAAAUCAAGUACUAAAAAAACCCAGAAAAAUGAAAUUAAAGCCGCAGAAGGAAAAACAUUGUAACCUCUCUGAAACUUGCCCGCGUAUUGACUGCUUCAAUAUGCACGGCUUAUUUGUGUUCCUGACUAACACCUUCCCAACAAAUGUAAAAAUAUGGUGGAAAACAAAGAUUUUGUUUUUACUGGCUGUAUUAAUUCCUGUGUGAGUCACUUGAAUUCAUCCCCUUUUGCCCCCUUAAAAGCCCAUGUUGUAGGAGUGGAGCAACAGCCUGGAAUGCCAAGGUCAGAGCAGCAUGUGGCAAGAAGUAAGGGAUCCAAAAUGCAGUGGUAAGGAGACAGUGGAACUCUCAUUAUUGUUGUAUCUUGAAAUGGUACCAUGUAAAAUGUCCAGUUGAUAUGUGGAAACUCUUGUUUGGAUCAUGUCUAAAUUUUGAGUGAGCACUUAGAACCUUCAGUGUCUCAAUUCUGGCCUCAGGCUGGAACUGGGAUAUCCUUAUAGCACUCGUUCUCCUCAUCCCCUAAAAGCAUGCUGUUAGUGGCAGGGGCUGCCCUUAAAUGAAAAUGAAAUGGUUAAAGCAUUUAAUCUUCAUGGUUAAGAUUAAAACAAAUCCAGGACAUUUCCAACAAUGAAUCCAGCUCACAGCAGUUCUACACACACUUGGAUGUUCCAGGCUGUAGCUUUCCUACAGCCUUUUCUUGGAUAAUGGUAUUCCUCAAGGCUUCUUUUUAGGGAAUGAACAUUAGUUGUCACCUGUUUUAAUUCCAUUUCAAAGUAAAGAGCUUCUUGGCACACGCAGCUGAAGGGAGGAUGUGUUUACAGUGUGGAUCUGCUCACGGUGCCUUUGAAGUGACAGGUCCUCCAGAAAGCAUCAGUGCUUACACUUAGGUGUUAUGGGUUGACAUUGAAGUAAACUUGGGUUACUUUCACUUUACCAUUGCCUUGCUUAUCUUAGAAAAGUCGUCUCAGUGUUGAGGACGAGAGCUGUGGUCUGUGGAUCAGAUCUCUGAAUUUAAUAAGAAUCCUGCUUUUGUCCAUAAAACCAGGAAUGGGUUGGAGAUGAGCACUUGUCCAUUUCUCUGGCGUUAGAGGUAACCUCUUACAGUCAAGCGUUAUUUACUAGUUUUAUUUCUCCCUGAAGCGCUGCCCAUUGAUGGAUUGUGUCACAAGCACUAAUGUGUAGGCUCUGGCAUUUGCACUUUUAUUUGGCCUGUGAACAAUGCUGAGUGUGAGGGUGGCCAAAGUUCUGUGCCUUGAUGGUUUUUUUUCUUUAGUUUCUUUGCAUAAAAGCACAUCACCACCUGUGGCUGUUGUGUUCUAUAUUGAAGAGCUUUUAUCCUGCUGGGUGUGGGUUUACAUUGCACUGCAUUCUGCGAAAUGGAAUACUGAUUGUAUCGUGAAUGUAAUAAAUUCUUAACUGGAGAAGGCACUCAGGUUCCUUGAUGUAAAUAAAGUUUUCUUCUAUUUUUCAAA